CUUUGACUGGCUCAUCCACCAGCAUGAUUUCGUCCGUCUUAUCCUACUUGGCCGUGACAUGGCUGGCCGGUCAGGCAUCGGCCAUUGAGCUGACCGUGUCCAAAACUGGCGGCAAUUCGUCCAGUUCCCUCCUCUAUGGGAUCAUGUUCGAGGACAUCAACAAUUCAGGUGACGGCGGUAUCCACGGCCAGGUGCUUCGCAACAACGGCUUCCAGGGUGACGAUCCUGGUCUCACGGCGUACAGCGCGGUUGGAGAUGUCACCAUAUCCCAAGAUACGUCUGAGCCGCUCAGCAGCGCCAUCACCUCUUCGCUCAAGGUUUCUGUUCCAUCGGGGACCACUGGAUACGUUGGUUUUGCGAAUGAGGGGUACGAUGGGGUUCCAGUUCUGGAGACUACGUAUGACAACUACUUCUACGUGAAAGGCGACUACUCGGGCACGGUGAACCUCCGCCUGGUGGGCAAUUCCAGCGGAAUCGUCUACGCAGAUCAUAACAUCACGGUGGCGAGUACCACCUCCAACUUUACCUACUAUGAGACUUCGUUCACCUCGUCCGUCUCGGCCGAUGCAAACAAUGUGUGGCAGCUGCGGUUUGAUGCUUCCAAGGUGGCGGGGAGUUCUUUGAACUUUGGCUUGGUGCAGCUGUUCCCUCCUACCUACAACUCGCGGUCCAACGGCCUUCGUAAUGAUGUUGCCAGUUUCCUGGCCGAGGUCAAGGCGUCCUUUCUCCGGUUCCCGGGAGGCAACAACCUGGAAGGCGCCAGUCCAAGCGAUCGCUGGAAGUGGAAUGAGACGAUCGGUCCUGUGAUUGAUCGUCCCGGACGAGAGGGUGAUUGGAGUUAUCCGAAUACCGACGCCCUUGGUCUCGAUGAGUACCUCCAGUGGUGCGAGGACAUGAACUUGGUUCCUGUUCUUGCUGUGUGGGCCGGUCUGAGCCUGGGUGGCGGUAUUGUCUCUGGAUCAGACUUGGAUCCUUAUGUGGACGACAUUCUGAACGAGCUCGAGUACGUCCUCGGCUCGACAGACACCACCUACGGCGCCCUACGUGCCAAGAACGGGCGCACCGAACCAUGGAAUGUGCAACACAUCGAAGUGGGCAACGAAGACAACCUCAACAGCGGCUGCGGCACCUACGCAGACCGAUUCACCCAGAUUUACGAUGCCGUCCAUGCCGCGUAUCCCAAUAUCACCAUCGUGGCCUCCACCACUGACACUUCCUGCCUCCCAUCCACCAUCCCCGACGGCGUCAUCACCGACAUCCACCACUACCUCACCCCCGACGAAUUUGUCGAGCUUUUCGACGAAUGGGACAAUUGGUCGCGCGACUGGCCCAUCCUGGUGGGUGAAUAUGCCAGCACGACCGGCAACGACGGCAGCACCACCUACUGGUCCUACAUGCAAGGGUCCUGCAGUGAAGCGGUCUACAUGAUUGGCAUGGAACGCAACAGCGACAUUGUCAAGAUGGCCAGUUUUGCUCCCUUGUUGGAGCACUUUGAUAUGGCCGAGUGGUCGCCCGACCUUUUUGGUCUUGACUCGAGCCCCGAUUCCAUCACGGGGUCUACAUCGUACUACGUGCAGAAGAUGUUCUCCACGAACCGCGGCUCCACUAUCCUCCCUGUCAACGCAACCGGCGACUUUGACCCGCUGUUUUGGGUUGCGUCGGUGUCGGACGCGGGUACGUACUACGUCAAGCUGGCGAACUACGGGGCUACCUCGCAGAAUGUGACGGUGAACAUUGAGGGCACGACCUCGGGUGACUUCCAGUUGCUGACUGGUGGGGAGUCGGUGAGCAAUUACCCGCAUGAUGUGUCGAUUACCACUACGACGUUGAGUGUGUCGGGGAGUGGAAGCUUCACGGUCGAGCUGCCGGCUUGGGCGGUUGCCGUGUUGGCUGUCUCUUAAUGCGGCGAAUGUAU
This is a messenger RNA of Aspergillus ibericus CBS 121593, 1915 nucleotides long. Its product is annotated as glycoside hydrolase. Gene Ontology annotation, molecular function: alpha-L-arabinofuranosidase activity. NCBI's taxonomy places the organism in Eukaryota, Fungi, Ascomycota, Eurotiomycetes, Eurotiales, Aspergillaceae. The coding region runs from base 24 to 1901 and encodes 625 amino acids. The record is from RefSeq and is a predicted model, not a curated record. Gene Ontology annotation, biological process: L-arabinose metabolic process. The transcript has 9 exons.